AUGUCCACCAAGACCUACGAGAACAAGGCCGCGCCCGGCGUGCCCUUCUUCACGCCCGCGCAGGAGCCCCCCGCGGGCACGGCGCUCAACCCGCAGCCCGAUGGCAAGCCAAUUCCGAAGCUAUUCACUCCGAUCAAGAUUCGGGAUCUGGAAUUACAGAACCGCGUUUGGCUCUCCCCGCUGUGCCAGUAUUCGUCGAUCAACGGGCACGCGCAGCCGGAUGGCUGGCACUUGGCACAUUUGGGUGGAAUCAUCAGCCGCGGACCAGGCCUCUCCAUCAUCGAGGCUGCUGCUAUCUCUCCUGAAGGGCGUAUCACCCCGCACGAUGUUGGCAUAUGGGAGGACUCCCAGAUCGAGCCCUUGAAGCGCCUCACUGCCUUUGCGCACGGCCAGAACCAGAAGAUCGCCAUCCAGAUCGCUCAUGCUGGUCGCAAGGCCUCCGCUGUGGCUCCCUGGCUUCACGCGAACGCUAUCGCUACCAAGGAACAGGGCGGCUGGCCGGACGCCGUCAUCGCCCCCUCCCCCAUCCCCUUCGAGCCGGGCGUCAACCCCGUCCCGAACGAGCUCACCCUCGACGGCAUCAAGACCAUCGUCGCCCAGUCCGCCGCCGCCGCGCGCCGCGCGGUCAAGGCCGGCUUCGAUGUGAUCGAGAUCCACAACGCGCACGGGUACCUCCUCAUGUCCUUCCUCUCGCCCAUCUCGAACAAGCGCACGGACGCGUACGGCGGCUCGUUCGAGAACCGCGUGCGCCUGACGCUCGAGGUCGUCGAUGCCGUGCGCGCGGCGAUCCCGGAGGGCAUGCCGUUGUUCCUGCGCAUAUCCGCGAGCGACCGCGUCGAGGCGAAGAAGGACGAGUACCCGGAGAGCUGGACGAAUGAGGAUACGAUCCGGCUUGCGGGCUUGCUGGCGGAGCGCGGGGUGGACCUGCUCGACGUUAGCAGCGGCGGCGUUGCGUUGAAGCAGGACCUGAGCGAGCAGGGCGCGCAGCAGCGGUUCGCGAAGGAGGUGAAGGCGGCGUUGGGCGACAAGAUUCUUGUUGGCACCGUCGGCGGGAUCGUCAAUGGCAAGCAGGCCGAGGACAUCCUCCACGACACGGGCGCGGACGUUGCGCUUGUGGGCAAGCACUUCCAGAAGAACCCGGGUGCGGUAUGGCAGUUCGCCGAGGAUCUGGGGACGCAGAUCUACGUCGCGCAUCAGAUUGAGUGGGGCUUCUUUGGUCGUGGCACGUCGCGCAGGGACCUUUCCUCCAAGUAA
This is a messenger RNA of Schizophyllum commune H4-8, 1254 nucleotides long. Its product is annotated as NADH:flavin oxidoreductase 1. The transcript has 8 exons. Lineage: Eukaryota; Fungi; Basidiomycota; Agaricomycetes; Agaricales; Schizophyllaceae. The record is from RefSeq and is a predicted model, not a curated record. Gene Ontology annotation, cellular component: intracellular anatomical structure. Bases 1 to 1254 code for a protein of 417 amino acids. Gene Ontology annotation, molecular function: NADPH dehydrogenase activity; FMN binding; NADP binding.